GUUCAAAUGCUUUUCGUGUUGGUUAUCAAAACUUUAUUAUAUUAAAUAAUUUAUAUUAAAUAAUAUGUUUGAUAGUUCAAAUGGUGUUCAAAAACCAUGAAAUCCGUCACUUUUGUGGCUAUAAUGUCUUGGUUUGUGAUGACAACAGAAAUGUCGAAACUUUACAAAAAUUUUAACAUUUUAAAACGGAAUCUUUGCCAGGUGAUCAUAUACACUCCAUCCCAUAUAAAGUUCAUUAUGACGAUUCUGAACUAUUCAAUAUGGUUGUGCAAAUUAGCAACAAGCUCCAGAAGUUAAAAGGAAACGUGUCACUACAUUUUAAAUUCAUCACAGAUGAGGAUGAAGAUAAAUUCUUAAUGGAUAUUCUUCAUGUUGUAGAAACAUAUAGUAUCAAAGGUAAACUGAAAACCAAAAGAACGAAAAUAGACCUCCUUUUGAAGAUUGGUAAAAAAACGUAUUGUAGUCGGCGAUUAUUUGAUGGAACCAGAACUAAAGGAAAAAAAUGUCAAAUGGAAUGUGGACUUAGAAGUUGUACGUACAAUAAACCCUGCUUAGUUGCAAUAACACUAAGUGACGACUGUCUUGACGAUAAACGCAAAGAUGUGCCAAUGUAUACAUAUAUACAUACAUCAACAGAUUCAUUCAGUGAAACUUAUACCAGUCUAGCGACAAAUAAAUAUUAUUUAGACGAUGACACAACAGAAAUAACAGAUAUUUCUAUGAAACACACAGAUUCAGAUAAAAGUGGAGAUCGACAUACAUAUCAUUCAAUAUCAAGGAAAGAUGCACUAGCAUAUGGUAUAGGAGGCUUCUUUGUAGUAUGUGUGGCACUACUUGUCUAUGUGUGCGUGAGACGGUAUCGAAAUAAACCUGAUGCUCAGCAAACAAUGGAAUUAAACACCUAUGCAACUACAAAUCCAGUUUUGUAUGCGGAUCUAGAAAUAGCACGAGGCGGGAAUCGAACACCGGCACGGGUAGAAGAAUCGCCUUAUGCCGAAAUUAUUGGCGUCUUAAAACCUAAGGAAAACGUGGAAACAAAUAAAAUAUAACUCACAUAUUGUA
Molecule: messenger RNA, 1062 nt
Organism: Helicoverpa armigera (cotton bollworm)
Lineage: Eukaryota; Metazoa; Arthropoda; Insecta; Lepidoptera; Noctuidae
Exons: 6
Coding region: 261-1049 (262 amino acids)
Source: RefSeq, a predicted model, not a curated record